AUGCCCUCAACUGCGCUUCUUCUACCCUCCUGCAUAAUAAUUAUUUUUCUCAUUCUACUAUUUCCCGUCCUAACUACCCUUUCACCCACUCCUCUUAUCACUGGCUGGGCCCUAACAAAAACCAAAAACGCCGUUAAACUAGCUUUCUUCAUUAGCCUCUUUCCUCUUUUCCUAUUUUUUGACCAGGGGGCCGAGACUAUUAUUACAGCCUGGUCCUGAAUGAAUACCCUAACCUUUGAUAUCAACAUCAGCUUUAAAUUUGACACAUACUCUUGCAUCUUCAUCCCCGUCGCACUCUACGUGACCUGAUCUAUCCUAGAAUUUGCAUCUUGAUACAUGCACUCAGACCCCAAAAUGAACCAAUUCUUUAAGUACCUCCUGGUCUUUUUAAUUGCAAUAAUUAUUCUCGUCACAGCAAAUAAUAUGUUCCAACUGUUUAUUGGCUGAGAGGGCGUAGGAAUUAUAUCUUUCCUCCUAAUCGGCUGAUGAUACGGUCGAACAGACGCAAACACAGCAGCCCUUCAAGCAGUCCUAUACAAUCGCAUCGGGGAUGUUGGCCUUAUCUUAACUAUAGUUUGAACGGCAACCCGCCUAAACACCUGAGACCUGGAACAACUCUUCUCCCUCUCUAAUGAACACGACCUUACACUCCCCCUCUUUGGACUAAUUCUUGCUGCCAUAGGCAAAUCCGCACAAUUCGGCCUUCACCCUUGACUUCCCGCCGCUAUGGAGGGUCCCACACCAGUAUCUGCCCUACUACAUUCAAGCACCAUGGUUGUAGCUGGCAUCUUCCUGCUCAUUCGCCUCAACCCCUUGCUUGAAAACAACAAGCUUGCUUUAACCACUUGCCUCUGCUUGGGCGCCCUAACUACACUAUUUACUGCAAUUUGUGCCCUAACCCAAAAUGACAUUAAAAAAAUCGUAGCCUUUUCUACUUCAAGCCAACUCGGCCUUAUGAUAGUCACCAUCGGCCUUAAUCAACCACAACUAGCUUUUCUACACAUCUGUACCCACGCCUUCUUCAAAGCAAUACUUUUUAUCUGCUCGGGGUCUAUCAUUCACAGCCUUAAUGAUGAACAAGACAUUCGCAAAAUGGGGGGCAUACAUCACCUAACACCCCUCACCUCCUCUUGCUUCACAAUCGGAAGUUUGGCUUUAACGGGCACCCCCUUCCUGGCCGGCUUCUUCUCUAAAGAUGCCAUCAUUGAAGCACUAAACACAUCCUAUUUAAACGCCUGAGCCCUCACCCUUACACUUAUUGCCACCUCUUUCACAGCAGUCUACAGUCUUCGAAUCAUCUAUUUUGUGUUAAUAGAAUACCCCCGCUUUAACCCCCUUAUACCUAUCAACGAAAACAACCCCUCUAUCACUAAUCCCCUUAAACGCUUAGCCUGAGGAAGUAUUAUUGCAGGAUUUUUAAUUACCUCUAAUACAUUACCCCUUAAAACUCCACUUAUAACAAUACCCACCCCCUUAAAACUCACAGCCUUGGCUGUAACGCUACUCGGCCUACUUACAGCACUAGAAAUCGCUAAGCUAUCUUCCAAACAAUUCAAAAAAACCAACAACUCGCCGUCCCACCCCUUCUCUAUUAUAUUAGGUUUCUACCCCCACGUAGCACAUCGCUCUGUACCCCUUACAGCACUAGUCUUUGGUCAAGCCAUUGCAACUCACCUAGUUGAUCAAACCUGAUUAGAAAAAUCUGGGCCUAAAGCAACUUUUAAUUUAAGCCUUCGUCCCAUUACAAUAACAAGUAAUAUCCAACAAGGCAUGAUUAAAACCUAUUUAUCCCUAUUUUUCUUCACCUCCCUUCUCACCCUCCUUUUCUGUUAG
This is a messenger RNA of Gambusia affinis (western mosquitofish), 1833 nucleotides long. The record is from the annotation of a RefSeq genome assembly. Lineage: Eukaryota; Metazoa; Chordata; Actinopteri; Cyprinodontiformes; Poeciliidae.